AUUGCAUGGGUGUCUAUACCCAUGUGAUCCAGUUCAGGCAAACGCACUGCGUUUAUGAUCUGCUUUUGGGGAAUCGUUAACUUUCCAUUGGCACCCGCAGAGAGCACAGUGUGAUUGCUAUGCGGAGAAACAGGUGUGGUCAGGGGCGGACUGACCGUUUGGAAACUUGGGCACUGCCUGAGGGCCUGGGGUCAGUAGGGGGACCCAUGAGAUGCCCCUGGUACCUUUUUCAUAGGCUUUUUUGAGUUUGGGCAAAGACACAGGGGCCCCAUGAUCCCCUAUUGCCCGAGGGUCCCAUGA
This is a messenger RNA of Staurois parvus, 300 nucleotides long. NCBI's taxonomy places the organism in Eukaryota, Metazoa, Chordata, Amphibia, Anura, Ranidae. The record is from the annotation of a GenBank genome assembly.